UCAGGGGGCUGAGGGCCUCUCUUCCAUCACCCAGCCAUUACCUGUGCUGAAUCCGCCAGUUGCCACUACCACACCCAGCACAGCAACAGCCAGCAGUCCCAGACUGGAACUGCCCACCCCAGCACCCCGGCGUAUUCGGAGGGACACACCACCGGAGGCGUCACCAGCACCAUCCAUCCAGUUCCCAGAGGCAAGCAGUAGGGCCGACCAGCCAAGACCAGACUGGAGACCCUAUAGUGAGCCCAGGAUACCCCAAUAUCAAACGGGGGAAGACAUUGAGAACUACUUACUACGCUUUGAGCGUAUGGCAAAAACAUGACACUGGCCAGAGAAUGAGUGGGCAUGCCGCCUAGUCCCAUUGCUGGCAGGGAAGGCACUGGAGGCCUACACAGCGAUGGACGAGGAGAGGGCCCACUGGUAUCCAGACCUGAAGACAGUGUUUCUGGCCAAAUUCGACAUCUCCCCAGAAACCUACCGGCAGCAGUUCAAGGCCAUGACGAUACCACCCGGCGAAAACCCGACUGAGACGUAUCACCACCUGAAGGGCCUCUACUGGUGCUGGACACGGCCAGAGCAGCACACCAAGGAGCAGAUCGGUGAGACCAUCAUCUUGGAGCAGCUACUGCGAGUACUGCCGCCGGAAGUAAGAACCUGGGUGAAGGAGCAUGAGCCAGCGGAGGGGCUCACAGCUGCCAGGCUCGCGGUGCAGUAUAUCAACGCUCGGAGAGGGGGCCCAGCUUCAUGCUUCACCAGCACAGCACCCCGACCAACGGUCCAACCACCGCAGCCCCGGCCCCGGAGAAGAGAAUACAGACAGGAAGUUCCAGGUACCACCACCAGCACUGCCCCAAACCAACAAGCCUCUGGUAAGGAUUUUGUGUGUUUUUAUUGCCAGCAGCCAGGCCACAAAGCAUCUGUUUGUCCCAUACGGAAGGCAAAGGUCACUGGCGCCUGCUAUGCACCACGUCCAGAGGUGGGCCCUGUUAAAAGAACAGGUCAAAUCCACCAUCAUAAAACUGUCGGUAUAAAUGGGCAGCAGGUUACUGCUCUCUUGGACACUGGGAGCUUCACGUCCUUGGUUAAGCACCGCUUGGUGCCAGUGGGCUGUGUGGACUACAGCUGA
Larimichthys crocea (large yellow croaker) is the source of this 1123-nucleotide messenger RNA. Its product is annotated as zinc finger protein 496-like. Gene Ontology annotation, molecular function: nucleic acid binding; zinc ion binding. Bases 395 to 1123 code for a protein of 242 amino acids. The record is from RefSeq and is a predicted model, not a curated record. Lineage: Eukaryota; Metazoa; Chordata; Actinopteri; Sciaenidae. The transcript has a single exon.